Molecule: messenger RNA, 1259 nt
Organism: Ipomoea triloba (trilobed morning glory)
Lineage: Eukaryota; Viridiplantae; Streptophyta; Magnoliopsida; Solanales; Convolvulaceae
Product: two-component response regulator ORR9
Exons: 5
Coding region: 334-978 (214 amino acids)
Biological process (GO): cytokinin-activated signaling pathway; phosphorelay signal transduction system
Source: RefSeq, a predicted model, not a curated record
AAGAAAAAAGAACAGCACCGUGUUCUUUCUAAAUUAAAUAUGUAAUCUUUUUGGUUAGUUGUUCACUGUCUUUCUUGCCUAAUUGCCUUUCCUAUUUGCUUGUCUUGCAAUUCAAAAUCCGUUUGAAAAUCUGAGAAGAUCUUUGGAUGAGAUGUGGAUAGAUCUUACUUUGGGGGUUGUGGAAUUUGGUGGGUCUUGGAACAAUAUACAAAUCUGAGGGCUCCUCCUCUUCUCUCUUUCUCAUCUCACCUCACCAAAGAACACAACUUUUCAUCAUUUCUUUUCACCCUUGCUUGUUUCUUGGCUGUUGGGAAUUUGAAGAACUUGGUUGGUAUGGGCAUGGCAGCAGUAGAGCCACAGUUCCAUGUUCUAGCUGUUGAUGACAGCCUCAUAGAUAGAAAGCUCAUUGAGAGACUUCUCAAGACCUCUUCUUGUCAAGUGACUACAGUGGAUUCUGGUAGCAAGGCCUUACAAUUUCUGGGAUUGAACGAAGAUGACCAGAAAAAUCCAAUUCAAUCUUCUGUUUCCCCCAACAAUCAUCAGGAAGUGCAAGUGAAUCUUGUGAUUACAGACUAUUGCAUGCCUGGGAUGACAGGCUAUGAUUUGCUCAAGAAAAUUAAGGAAUCUUCAUCUCUGAGAAACAUACCUGUGGUCAUUAUGUCAUCUGAGAAUGUUCCUUCAAGAAUCAGCAGAUGCUUAGAAGAAGGGGCAGAAGAUUUUUUUCUCAAGCCUGUGAGGCUAUCAGAUGUGAAUAAGCUCAGACCCCAUAUGGUGAAAAACAAGAAGGCAGGAGAACAAGAAAUUCAAGAAUCAUCAUCAUCAGAGGAGUCAUCUGCAGAAUCUGGUAUGACAGAUGUUCAAUCUCAGGCCGAAUCGAACGAUAAUCGUUGUAACAAGAGGAAGGCCUUGGAUGAAGGUUUUGCACUCAAGAGAACAAGGCCAAGAUGCAAUAGCCUCAGUGAUUUCUCUGAUCUAUGAUAUCCUGUUCUCUUUUGAUAUAAUUUUUCUUUUUUUUGCUCAUUUGUUUUAGUUAUUAUUACCUAUAUGCAGAUGGAUAAUACAUGAGAUAUGUAGAGAGCUAUUAGCAUAGAGAGUUUGGGCACUAACUAUAUAUGAUGAGAGAUCCCUACACAAGUUUAUGGAAGAAUUUGCUCUUUUUUGUUACCCUACCUAUUCAUAAGAUGAAUGUGAUUGUUGUAAUGCCUCUUUAGGCUAAGAUUUUACCUAGAAGAAUUUAUCCAUUUUUUUCUUGCCAUUUA